Messenger RNA from Durio zibethinus, 2462 nucleotides. The record is from RefSeq and is a predicted model, not a curated record. Lineage: Eukaryota; Viridiplantae; Streptophyta; Magnoliopsida; Malvales; Malvaceae.
GUAUAAUUGCUUCUGUUAUUUUUGUCGAACCGGGAUGAUACCUGUUAAUUUAUCAACGUGACAAGCUUGAGGUUUUAAUUUUCGAUGGUUUUGCAUGGCUGUUUAAAUUGUUUUCUUGAUUUAACAAUAAUUUUGUUUGUAAUUCUGGUUUUUGGUUAUUAUUUUUCAUGCUUGCAUGUUUCUAAUUUCAACUUAAUUAGAUUUUCUUUUAAUUAUCAGCCUUUCAUUAUUUAUAUAUGUAAGUUCCUUUGUAUUAUCAUCUUUUAUUGUAUAUAUAAUUAUUUUGUGGGUGCUGCUUUGUUGUGUUUGUGUGGAUUGGAGGGUUUAUCAUUAGGGUUGUUUGAUGUCUAGGGGUUUACGACCUUUAUCUUUUUUCCUUUUUAUAGUAGAGGUUUGUAAUUGUUUAUCUGUUGCCGUUGAUUAUCGAUGUGGAGUCAUCUAUUCUGUGCUGAACGUGUUUUUGACACGAUUUAUUUAUUUGUUUUUUUAUAUAUUUUAUGAUUGAAUGUCCAGGUCAUUAGAAUUUGGUCAAUGGCCCGAAGUUAUACACGGCUAAAGGUCAAUGGUCAAUGUUCUAAUGUUCCGUACAUAAAAAGGAAAAGUGUUAUGGAAAAAAAAUAAAGUUACUCCAGAUUAUGUGUAUGUCCUCCCCAACUCUUUUUUUUCGUGUCAAAUAAAUGCUGAAUUGGCAUGGGAAAAAUGGGUGAAAAAAAAAUCUUAAAUGGAAGUUGAGUUGGUUCUCAAAAUUUGCGAAGUUACCUAACGGAAUAAUCAUAAGUGGUAAGCACGAAAGGUUUGAAAAUGAUAAUUUACUUGUUUUGUGCGCAAAUCUUUUAAAAAUCAUGGUUCGUCAUAGUCAAUUAAUAUCUGUAUGUAUUUGGGUUUUCGCUUAUUAUUAUUAUUUGUUGGGUUUUUCACUAAGAAGGCAAAUUCGUCAAAAUAGCUUGAGAGUAAUGGGCCGGCUUAAGAGAACAAUAGGCGCAUACAAGGCACGUAGGAUAUAUAUUUAUAUAGAAAAGCCCGUAAUGUUAGGCAACAAUUUCCAAUCGAUGAAGACGAAGACGAGCUCGCCCUCUUCUUAACAGUUGACUCAAUGGUGCCUAUGGUGAACCGUUGGUGUUUAUUGAAGUGCCCUUGUUUACAAUCUAACCUUGUAAUUGUUUUUGGUGGCAGUGGUGCAAAGUUAGGGCACAUGAUGUUUUUACACUUGAUCUCUGAACUUCAGCUUAUUGAUAAUGUGCAGGUAAGAAAAAUGGGUAAAUCUAAGAAUAUUAAUGUGAAUAAAAGGGAUGUGUUGAAGUGGAUGCAGCCUAUGGAUGAUGUUCUAAUUGAUGCACUGUUGCACCAACAGAGCCUGGGAAACAGGGUUGAUAAGGUUUUCACUACAAUGGCAUAUGAGAAUAUGGUGAAUGAAAUGCAUGAAGGGAUUGGGAUGCCAAUUGAGAAAGGUCACCUGAAAAUCGUAUAAAAUUCUGAAGCAUAAUUUUGGGUGUUAUGACCAUUUCAUGCAAAACUGGCGUCUGCUGCUAUUCAGAUGGGACUGAUGUUAGCUUGGGAUGGAGGGUUUUGACGAUUGAUUAUUGAAUCAAAUUGCCAGUUGGCAGUGAAUAAGAUUAAGGGCAAUGUUCAAGUGACAGAUCCUUGUUAUCAUGUAAUUCAUCAAUGUCAAUAGUUUCUCAGUAGAGAUUGGAACUGCAAGUUUCAACAUAUUUUUAGAGAGGCAAGCUUUUGUGCGGAUUAUAUGGCUAGCUGGGCUUUUUGGUUAAGGUGGUAUUCUGUAUGUUUUAACUGAUCCUACUUUAGGAAUUGUCAAGUUGAUGCAGGGGAUAUGUUAGGGGUAGCAAGGCUUAGAGCCUUAAGAAUGUAUGUGGUAUUCCACUCUUCUGUGCCCAAAAAAAAAAAAGGGAAAAGUACUUGUGGAGGGUUAGAGGCUGAGAGCCUUGUUUGGUUGCCCAGCUGAGGAGCGCAAGGAAUUUUUAUUGCAGUGGUUAUUACGGGUGCUGGGAAAAAUGGAAAAGGAAGGGGUUGUACUGCAUAUAAGAUGUUUGCUAAUUUAUCAUUUAAUGAUGUACCGGUAGCACUAAUUUUUUCUUUGUUUAAUUUUUCUUUUUUGGUUGAAUGACCAUUUACCAUGAAAGGGAAAUCAUUAUAAUAGCACACCCAUAUGAUUACCUGCUACAUGGAGCCGAAAUGACUGUUAUAAUACAUACAUAUAAUAGAAGAUACAAACAAGUAAAUGGUCUGAUGUUUCCUUCAUUGAUGAAUUUAUACUCUUAUUAUUUUUUUUUUUUUUUGUGUUUAAGAAAAUCAAUUGUAUAUUCUUUUGGCCCAAUGAUUUUUUUAUUUUGUUUUGUCACCAAAUUAUACACAUUCGGCCCAAUGAGGGGUAAGACUAAGAUAUUUUGGCCCAAUGCAGCCUAAUGAGGGGUAAGACUAAGAUUUUAUUUAACCGAGAUAUGAGA